CACACAUACACACACACACACACACACACACACACACUCACACGCCCUCCUCCUCCCCCCAUCGCUGCAGUGUCUCUUAACUGCCUUGGAGCUAACAAGAGAGGAAAUAGAACGCCGACAGAAACAGGCGGACAGAGAAAGACAGAAAGAGAAGAGUGCUUUGUGAAUGAGUGUGUCUGUGUGUGUGAGAGAGAGAGGGAGAGAGAGAGAGGGAGAGAGAUCUGAGGAUGUUGGAGAUUCGAGGCUCGGUCAGUCCUCCUCUCUGGCUGAAGGCUGGGCUGCGGUGCUGCCACUGAAUGGACGGAAAACACACCGAAACGGAACCCAUGCCUUUGGCCGUCUGAGACGCACUGGCUUAUGCAACGAAGAAACAGCAAGACAAUCUGUUGUCCAGAAGACCCAAAAGCACCACCUGGAGAGCAUGAGGUCUGACAGUCUGUAGAAGCGAGAAAGGAAAAACCAAGGACUAUAGAAUAAUAUCCGAUGAUCACCAUCUGUCAGAUACAAAGGAGCGCUCACUCUAUAACAUGAGGGAGGACACAGAGGGGCUUUUGCCUUAUCCACACUCUCUCCCUCAAUGCUGACAGGUUCUUUUUAGUCAUCACUUUUUGGGGGGGUGUCCCCUCCUUGACCCCCCCAUCUACUGGGAUCUAACAAGGAAGCCAAGCUGCUGAACUAGGAUACAAGUGGGUCUUCUUCCACCAUGUUCCGGGUAGCACUGAAUGCCAAAUCCCUUAUUGUUGAUCUCUAAGAAAAUACAGAUUCACUGCAAUCUAAUCCACCUACUUCUUUGCUUUGGACUAGAGUGGGGCCACAAACCCGUUUGUCACUGACUUUGUUACGCUAUUGAUGCUCUUCCUCUUCGCCUUUCUCUAGUAUUAUCUCCUCACCUUGGCAUCGAUUUGCUUUCCAGUACUUUCUAGGAGUUGUUGUGGAGUACCUGUGUAACCCGUAUUUGACCAUGGGCUGCCGACAGAGUUCGGAGGAAAAAGAGGCAGCCAGGCGCUCGAGGCGCAUCGACAGGCACCUUCGCUCAGAGAGCCAGCGCCAGCGGCGCGAGAUCAAGCUCCUACUUCUGGGCACCAGCAACUCGGGCAAGAGCACCAUUGUCAAGCAGAUGAAGAUCAUCCACAGUGGUGGCUUCAAUCUUGAGGCUUGCAAGGAGUACAAGCCGCUGAUCCUCUACAAUGCCAUCGACUCGCUCACCCGCAUCAUCCGGGCCUUGACAACUCUCAAGAUCGACUUCCACAACCCAGACCGUGCCUAUGAUGCCGUUCAACUCUUCGCCCUCACAGGUCCGGCUGAGAGCAAAGGGGAAAUCACUCCCGAGCUUCUGGGUGUGAUGAAGCGCCUUUGGGCUGACUCCGGGGUGCAGGAGUGCUUUCAGCGCUCCAACGAAUACCACCUGGAGGACAACACGGCCUACUACCUUAACGACCUGGACCGGAUCUCUGCACCCGAGUACAUUCCAACCGUGGAGGAUAUCCUGCGCUCCCGAGACAUGACCACUGGCAUUGUGGAGAACAAGUUCACCUUCAAGGAGCUCACCUUCAAGAUGGUGGAUGUGGGUGGCCAGCGCUCAGAGAGGAAGAAGUGGAUCCACUGUUUCGAGGGCGUUACCGCAAUCAUCUUCUGCGUGGAGCUGAGUGGCUACGACCUUAAGCUUUACGAAGACAACCAGACGAGUCGUAUGGCAGAGAGCUUGCGUCUGUUUGACUCCAUCUGCAACAACAACUGGUUCACCAACACCUCGCUCAUCCUCUUCCUCAACAAGAAGGAUCUUCUGGCCGAGAAGAUCAAGCGCAUCCCGCUGACCGUCUGCUUUGCCGACUAUAAGGGCCAGAACACCUACGAGGAGGCGGCCGUCUAUGUCCAGCGGCAGUUCGAGGACCUGAACCGCAACAAGGAGACGAAAGAGAUCUACUCGCACUUCACCUGUGCCACCGACACCAGCAACAUCCAGUUUGUGUUCGAUGCCGUCACGGACGUGAUUAUCCAGAAUAAUCUCAAGUACAUUGGUCUGUGCUAGGACCAGGGGAGGGGUAGGGGGGUGGUCUACGUUUGGGGCUUUUGGAGGCAAAUGGAUCAUCAGCGAAACCCUUCACAAACAUCGAUGUCUGGUGGUCCGUCCAUUGUAUUUGGCCUCUAUCGCUUGCUAGCUAUAGCAGGAACCAAUAUAAGAUGGCCAAGGGCGAGGAAGCAGAUCCUGCCGCCUUGCUGAAACAUUGGAAAGUUCAUGUUUGAGGACUACUGCGUUGGUAUAAAUGUGUUUGCACUGAAUUUAUGAGAAUAUACACACAUACACACCCUUAUGUUUUUUUGCUCACUCACAAAAAGACUCAACUGGCAAUUGGAAUUGAUUGUCAAGCACACAGUUGACAUGGAAACACUGGUAGCUUAUGACAGCUUCCUUUCAGGCCUGCCAAACAAACCCCUGAAAUACAACAAGAAGUCUGCACCAUCCCCUUUGAGUCCAGUCCCAUCCUGCAAGGGUGUCUGAUUUGAGCAAUGCUGCUUUGGGACAGGAUUGAAAAACAGGGACGGUUUUUAGAAUAUUUUCCUCUAAGCGAGAUAAAGUACGUAAUUGGGGAGCCUAUCAGAAAAAAACUGACUGAUAUCACUUCGGUUCCCUUCCAAAGGUGAAAACUGCCACCGUCUAAUGCUGAAAUUUGGCUUUUUACACUGUAUUUUAUUUAUGGCUGUCUGACCCAUAGAAAAAAUGCUCUAUUUUCUGUUUUUUUUUUGGCUUUUUUGGUUUGUUUUGUCUAAAAUAGGAUGUACGGAUGUACUUUGAUCCUGAGUUUUAGAGCAAACACCUGAUUUUCCAAGAGUGUUACGAUGAAUUGAGCAUUAAGUGUUUCGUAAAGAUCAUUCCAGUUUCCAGAAAAGUAAAUAGUGCCAAUAUAAAUGUAAAUAAAGAACAGACCAUCCAAAAAAAAACCUUUUUGGUUUUUACUGAGAAACAAAAAAGAGACAAGAAAAUGCUGAUACAUUCAAAUAUGCAUGAUUUUGUUACUUUCAAAUUUUGAUAAAUUAUAGUUUAAUUUGUUUUCUUAUAUUUUUUUGAUUUUACUAAUAUACUCCCAAAUACAUAUAUAUAUAAAAAUAUAUAUAUAAAAGUAUCUAUAAGACAAAGUCAAACACUGUGUACACUUGUACAGCUGUUUUCUGAGAGGUAUUUAUUGAAGAGAAGACUGUAAGCAGAGACAGUAAUUCAUAUCCAGCUCAAACCCCAACCCAGCAUGUGAAUAUUAGCCAAGAAUAUGCUGGUGCAACAACAAAAAAACAAACAAAAACAAGCAAACAAAUAAAACUUAUACAAGCAAAAAAGUCUUGGAAAAAAAACUCAUAUGAGCAAAAGAAAUCUUUCCUUUUUAUUCUGCCGUCAUUUUGAGUGGACAUUGUUCUCGGUAUGAUGUGUAAAUAGUAUGUGAGGUGCAUUCUUUGUGAGAAAAGAUAAAAAAAAUAAUUCACUUAAAGACAUAGGGGUGAUCGGCAGAAAGAAAAGGCCCCGACCCCUUUCUUCAUCUCCUCCUCUUCCUCUUCUUCUUCUUCUUCAGCUAUGAUGAUGAUGAUGAUGAUGUGCGACCAUCCCAAGCUAAGGGCUUCAGGCUUGACUUUACAUGAUGUCCACUGAUAAACAAACAGAGAAAUAUUUAAAAAGAAGUAUAAAAGAACAAUAAUAGUGAAUAAAAAGGAUUAUGCAAA
Molecule: messenger RNA, 3708 nt
Organism: Colossoma macropomum (tambaqui)
Lineage: Eukaryota; Metazoa; Chordata; Actinopteri; Characiformes; Serrasalmidae
Gene: gnaz
Product: guanine nucleotide binding protein (G protein), alpha z polypeptide
Exons: 3
Coding region: 962-2029 (355 amino acids)
Biological process (GO): adenylate cyclase-modulating G protein-coupled receptor signaling pathway
Cellular component (GO): heterotrimeric G-protein complex
Molecular function (GO): G-protein beta/gamma-subunit complex binding; G protein-coupled receptor binding; GTPase activity
Source: RefSeq, a predicted model, not a curated record